Molecule: messenger RNA, 1962 nt
Organism: Cordyceps militaris CM01
Lineage: Eukaryota; Fungi; Ascomycota; Sordariomycetes; Hypocreales; Cordycipitaceae
Product: glycosyl hydrolase family 47 protein
Exons: 4
Coding region: 1-1962 (653 amino acids)
Biological process (GO): N-glycan processing; carbohydrate metabolic process
Cellular component (GO): endoplasmic reticulum; Golgi membrane
Molecular function (GO): calcium ion binding; mannosyl-oligosaccharide 1,2-alpha-mannosidase activity
Source: RefSeq, a predicted model, not a curated record
AUGUCUUGUGAGCCUCUUGCACAAGUGCAGCGCUCCGUCCCCCACUCUCAGCACCCGAACCCGCUUAAUAGUUACAAGGAAGGGCCAGCGUGGCUGGAUCAGGCACGCGAUCCUGGGAGCUCACGAGUUGCACGCGAUAACUCGGCAAAGGCGUCCUCUGUCACCAUCACAAUCCAUCCCACAAACUCGGCGCAUCAUCCACCGCCCGACCGCGAAACGACGCUGACCCACGCCUCCUCGAUCGAUCGGUCUCUCUGUACAACCAUGGCCAUACCGAGGAGGGCAUCACGUCUGCUGCUGCUCACCGGCGCCGCCCUCCUGGUAUUCCUCAUCGUCCGCCUGCUGCCCGCCCACGGCGGUGGCUACGUCGUGAGUCGCGUCAUUCCCCAACGGCCGCGGGUCUUUGAGGGCUUCGACCCCGUCCAUCCCAAGCAGUUCCAUCCCGCGGCGUCCAUCAAGCCACUGCCGACCGGCGCCCGCCGCGCCCUGCCCCGCGUGCAGGCGCCGGACAGCGCCUUCACGCAGACGCCCGAGACGGAGAAGCGCCGCCAGGCCGUGCGCAAGACGUUUGAGCGCAGCUUCGGUGCCUACCGCCAGUAUGCGUGGAUGCAGGAUGAGGUGACGCCCGUCACCGGCCGCGGCAAGGACACCUUUGGCGGUUGGGCCGCCACGCUGGUCGACUCGCUCGACACGCUCUGGAUCAUGGGCUUCAAACCCGAGUUUGCCGAGGCCGCCGAGGCCGCCACCCACCUCGACUGGGGCCACACCGACUCCACCGCCAUCAACAUGUUCGAGACUACUAUCCGCCACCUCGGCGGCCUGCUCAGCGCCUACGACCUAAGCGGCGACAAGCGCCUGCUUGACAAGGCCCUCGAGCUCGGCAACAUGCUGUACGCCGGCUUCGACACCCCCAACCGCCUGCCCGGCUUCUGGCUCAACUUUCGCGAGGCCGCCACCGGUGCGCUCCUCGCCGGGACCGCCGAUCCCUCCGCCUCGCCCGCCUCCCUGUGCGUCGAGUUUACCCGGCUCUCCCAGCUCACCGGCGACCCCAAAUUCUACGACGCCACCGACCGCGUCACGCGCUUCCUCGAGCGCGUGCAGAACGACACCCUCCUGCCGGGCAUGUGGCCCACCGUGCUCGACUUCCAGCACGAGCAGGCCCGCGACAGCCAGUUCACCCUCGGUGCCCUGGCCGACUCGCUCUACGAGUACCUGCCCAAGAUGCACGCCCUGCUCGGCGGCGUCGACGACACAUACGAGCGCAUGUUCCGCCUCGCCAUGAACACGGCCGAGCCCAACCUGCUCUUCCGCCCCGUGCUGCCCGGCGGCGAGGACAUUCUCUUCGCCGGCGACUACCAGACGACGGGCGCCCAGAAGCUGGUCCCCCGCAGCCAGCACCUGACGUGCUUCGUUGGCGGCAUGUUUGGACUAGGCGGCAGGCUCUUCGCCAACGAGACGCAGGUCGUCAUCGGCGAGAAGCUCGCCCGUGGCUGCGGCUUCGCGUACGCCGCGUUCCCGACGGGCGUCAUGCCCGAAAUCUUCACCAUGAUGCCCUGUGAGCGCCGCGACCUGUGCGCCUGGGACGAGCAGGCCUGGGGCAAGCACGGCGACGAGGCCCUACCCCGCGGCUUCGUCAACGCCUGGGACCCGCGCUACCUGCUCCGCCCCGAGGCCAUUGAAAGCAUAUUUGUGCUCUACCGCAUAACUGCCCGCGCCGACCUGCGAGAUCUCGCCUGGCAAAUGUUUGAGGCUAUUAUGAAGUCCACCACGACGCGGUACGCAAACUCGGCCAUUGCAGACGUGCGCGCAGAACAGGAGACGAACAAGCUGGAUUCGAUGGAGAGCUUCUGGACAGCAGAGACGCUGAAAUACUUUUAUCUCAUCUUCUCUCCCUCGGAUGUCAUCAGCCUCGACGAAUACGUGUUUAAUACGGAGGCACAUCCCUUGAAACUACCCUCUUGA